CACGCUGAGUGUUCUGGCCUCUGAUUGGUCCACACGUUAACUUCUUUACGGCCGUUCACUGCUCCUCCCUCUCGCGCUGAAGGAAACAACAUGGAGACAGCUGGCAAAGUGAUCAAGUGCAAGGCAGCUGUUGCCUGGGAGCCUGGGAAGCCUCUGUCCAUCGAAGAGGUGGAGGUCGCCCCACCUAAGGCCCAUGAAGUCCGCAUUAAGAUCGUUGCCACAGGCGUGUGUCACACUGAUGCCUACACUCUAAGUGGCUCUGACCCAGAGGGACUUUUCCCUGUUAUCUUGGGACAUGAGGGUGCUGGAACAGUGGAGAGCGUCGGUGAGGGUGUCACUAAAUUCAAGCCAGGCGAUACUGUCGUCCCCUUGUAUGUGCCACAGUGCGGUGAAUGCAAAUUCUGCAAAAAUCCCAAGACCAACCUUUGCCAGAAAAUUAGAAUCACCCAAGGUCAGGGCCUGCUCCCUGACAAGACCUCCCGCUUCACUUGCAAGGGAAAGCAAGUGUUUCACUUCAUGGGGACCAGCACCUUCUCAGAGUACACUGUAGUGGCUGACAUCUCUCUGGCCAAGGUUAAUGAGAAGGCUCCACUGGAUAAGGUGUGCCUGCUUGGAUGUGGCAUCUCUACAGGUUACGGUGCUGCUAUUAACACUGCCAAGGUCGAGCCUGGUUCCACAUGUGCUGUAUUUGGCCUUGGAGCUGUUGGUUUGGCUGUCAUCAUGGGCUGCAAGGUUGCCGGGGCAACCAGGAUCAUUGGCAUAGACAUCAACCCUGGGAAGUUUGAGAAGGCCAAGGAGUUUGGUGCCACUGAAUUUGUGAACCCGAAGGACCACAGCAAGCCCAUCCAGGAGGUUUUGGUGGAGAUGACAGAUGGGGGUGUGGACUAUUCCUUUGAGUGCAUUGGAAAUGUGCAGAUCAUGAGAGCUGCACUGGAGGCCUGCCACAAAGGUUGGGGUGAAAGUGUCAUCAUCGGUGUAGCUGGAGCUGGACAGGAGAUUUCCACCCGACCGUUCCAGCUGGUGACAGGCCGAGUGUGGAGAGGCACAGCCUUUGGAGGAUGGAAGAGCGUGGAGAGCGUUCCUAAACUGGUGGACGACUACAUGAAUAAGAAGCUGAAGGUGGACGAGUUUGUGACUCACACCCUGCCGUUUGAGAAGAUCAAUGAGGGAUUUGAUCUCAUGCAUGAAGGAAAGAGUAUCCGUGCCGUGCUGACUUUCUGAAGUGCCUAAACUGACAUCCUUCACAUCCGGCCUUUAAACACUCUCCUUCCAUAGCUGCAGCACUUGUUUCUAUAGCGUCACUUUCAGUAUUAGACAUUUUUUAUUACCAACACGAUGUAUGUUAGAAACUGACUGAAUGGUGUCCAUAAAAAUGUUGAAAAAAGCA
Molecule: messenger RNA, 1387 nt
Organism: Amphiprion ocellaris (clown anemonefish)
Lineage: Eukaryota; Metazoa; Chordata; Actinopteri; Pomacentridae
Product: alcohol dehydrogenase class-3
Exons: 9
Coding region: 91-1221 (376 amino acids)
Biological process (GO): formaldehyde catabolic process
Cellular component (GO): cytosol
Molecular function (GO): S-(hydroxymethyl)glutathione dehydrogenase [NAD(P)+] activity; zinc ion binding
Source: RefSeq, a predicted model, not a curated record